This is a messenger RNA of Engraulis encrasicolus (European anchovy), 1338 nucleotides long. It is a transcript of the gene akirin1, whose product is annotated as akirin 1. The record is from RefSeq and is a predicted model, not a curated record. Gene Ontology annotation, molecular function: transcription coregulator activity. Lineage: Eukaryota; Metazoa; Chordata; Actinopteri; Clupeiformes; Engraulidae. Gene Ontology annotation, cellular component: nucleus; chromatin. The transcript is spliced from 6 exons. Gene Ontology annotation, biological process: positive regulation of myoblast differentiation; positive regulation of transcription by RNA polymerase II; negative regulation of skeletal muscle satellite cell proliferation. The coding region runs from base 87 to 716 and encodes 209 amino acids.
UCUUCGAGUAGGCCUAUUGCCAAAUUAUAAAUAAGGCAUGCUUCUCAUCUUAUUAUGGAAUUACACAUAACACAUGGCUAAAUACCAUGGAUGGGCAGAGCGAAUCUGAAGCAACCAUGGCUUGUGGAGCAACGUUAAAACGGUCCAUGGAGUUUGAGGCCCUGCUCAGUCCUCAGUCUCCGAAGCGAAGAAGGUGCAGUCCACUACCGGGGACCCCUGGCACCCCAUCCCCUCAAAGAUGCAAUCUUCGACCACCAACAGACAGUCCUUCACUUUCUGUAUCACCUCAGUCUAUGGUUGGAGAACAGAGGCUCACCCCUGAGCAGAUCUUCCAUAACAUCCGUCAGGAGUACAGCCGCUACCAGAGGAGGCGACAGCUGGAGGGGGCUUUCAACCAGAGCGAAGCCUGCAGCUCCACUGAGGCCCACAGCCCCCACCCCAGCACCAGCAACAACCCCAACCUCAACCCGGCACUCAUGGCCCCCAGCUCCCCUCCAGGUGCGUCUUGUGUGAAGAAGGACCAGCCGUCGUUCACGCUGCGGCAGGUGGGCUACCUGUGUGAGCGGCUCCUCAAGGACCACGAGGAGAAGAUACGAGAGGAGUACGAGAAGAUCCUCAACACAAAACUCGCAGAACAAUAUGAAUCCUUUGUGAAAUUCACGCAAGACCAGAUCAUGCGGAAGUACGGCGCCCGGCCAGCCAGCUAUGUCUCUUGAAGAGUCUCCCCUCCUGGUAGCAGUCUGCCCCGACCUCGGCCCUGGAUAACAUCGUGGCUGCCAUAGCAGUCGCUCCCCAACUUACCUGCCCCCUCUUUAGACUUUAUUUUUAUUUUAUUUUUAUUUUCAUUUCAAACUUCUUGGGUGCCAUCGUUUAAUCCACAUAUAUUUUUUAUUUUUAAACUUCCCAAUGGACUUUUGUCAGUAAUGUUGGCCCAACAAUAAGCCCUUUUGAAAGUUAAGAAAAAAAAAUAAAAAGUUUCUUUUUUGAUCUCACUCUCUCUCUCUCUCUCUCUCCCUCUCCCUCUCUCUCUCUCUCUCUCUCUCUCUCUCUCCCUCUCCCUCUCUCUCUCUCUCUCUCUCUCUCUCUCUCUCUCUCCUAUUUGCUCUGUCUUUUCCUCUCUACCAAACCCAAAGUAAACCAGAUCUGUUUGUCCCUUCUGGCGCGCUGUAGAAAUGCUUGGCUGCCGUGGUGGUUCUGUCGACCAAUCCCGGCCCUGCUGCAGCUGCUUAACCAAACCCUGCCUUUCUCUCUCACUUUCUUUCACAAGUCUUUACCUUCAGGAUGUGGAUUUGUUGCUCUUUUUUCUUCUUUUUGACAAAUAAAAGUUUCUGCAGUUUA